GUACACAGGUACUAAUCGGUCUCGACCAACUCUCAUCAUCAAAUUCAUUGCCCAUCUCCCACCAACUACACAGCCCUAGUCGGUCUUGAUCGACUCUCAGCAACAAAUUCAUCGUCCAUCUCUCACCAACGUCAUGGCUCUCAACAUCAGCGGUUCCGGGAGCAUGGGAGUGCAAUCUCUCACUGGCACCAUGAUCAAGCACGCACCUCAUAUCCACCACAAGGAUUGCGGGUGCAAGUAUCUCACAAAAACCUUCUUCCACGACCACAAGGGAGUCCCAAAGAGACCCUGGGACACCAAAACUAGCCUGUGGCCGUUCAAGUACAUCGGCAACCAAACAUCCGACCCAUUGUGGCCGGUACGGGAAACUCAACCCCCAAAACACCGAACGACCAAUCCCACCAAGGGAGCCCUGAAGAAGCCUUUGGAGAAGGUUACAAAAGCAGUCGGGUUUGCCGACACAGAUGUCGUCAUUGAGGCCCCGUUACCAGCAGUCCUACCCGCAAAGCAUCGAACCCUGCGUCCCAUCAAGGGAGCCCUCAAGGUCAAUUCGGCAACGCCCAAAAAGGUCGUCGCUUUUACGGAUGCUGCCUACUGCAUGGAAACCGGCCAGCCUGUCCCGCCCACCGAAAACAAUCACCAAGCACAACGCCGCUUCAGGUUCGCCAACAAGGCAUUGCGUGCCACCAAGGUCCUGGCAGACCCGAUCCAGGAAGACGAGCCGCUGCGAAGUCGAGAGCCAACCAAGCGCGAGGCCAUCAGGUUCCGCAACCACGACCUCGAAGUCGAAUGGAACCUCGACGUGGCGAAGCGCACCCGCUUUCGCGAAAACUGGGAGGCCAUCGAACGGGGCGCCCUCGACUUCAUUGUGUUUAUCCACUCGCAAGAGUCGGCAGCAAUGAAGCGAAUCCAGGAGCUGGUGCGACUCUCUGUGAGGGAAAACUGCCUCGUCGGAAGUUACACGGGCGACGAGAUGGCGUUUGCGAAGCGCGCGGUGGAGCCUGCCUUUAUCCACCCAGGACGAUACAAGAAUCCUAAAACCGCCAUGUCGUUUCCCCAGGAUUCACCAGCAGAGAAUGGUACCGGGAUGGGUGAUGAGUCGGAUAUUUCGAGUGUGUAUGAUUAGACGUGCUAUUCUACAUGGUUUUGGGUUCGAGGAGGAGUUGGGACAGAGGCGUUAUUAGGCAAU
Messenger RNA from Ilyonectria robusta, 1189 nucleotides. RefSeq lists its product as uncharacterized. The record is from RefSeq and is a predicted model, not a curated record. The transcript has a single exon. The coding region runs from base 134 to 1126 and encodes 330 amino acids. NCBI's taxonomy places the organism in Eukaryota, Fungi, Ascomycota, Sordariomycetes, Hypocreales, Nectriaceae.